This is a messenger RNA of Suillus plorans, 3048 nucleotides long. Its product is annotated as muts domain V-domain-containing protein. Lineage: Eukaryota; Fungi; Basidiomycota; Agaricomycetes; Boletales; Suillaceae. Bases 1 to 3048 code for a protein of 1015 amino acids. Gene Ontology annotation, biological process: mitotic recombination; mismatch repair. Gene Ontology annotation, molecular function: ATP-dependent DNA damage sensor activity; ATP binding; mismatched DNA binding. The transcript has 30 exons. The record is from RefSeq and is a predicted model, not a curated record. Gene Ontology annotation, cellular component: MutSalpha complex; nucleus.
AUGCCCCUCAGGGACGGAAUGAAUACGACUUCCGAGUCGACGGAGUUCGUGGUCGCAGAAGAGCACACGAUCGCUGUAAACAAGGUCUCUCUGCACACUGCCAAUUCGCUGUAUCACAACCCCCGCUAUCUUGGAUACCUUCGCAGCGAUUCAGAGUUUCAAAAUGUUGAUCUUGGUAAAACUGAUGACGUUCUGAACACGCUAGUUGCCAUUUUGUAUCUAUUUUUGGAAGCUAGCUACCAGCGCGAACUAGCAAGUGCAUACUAUGCCCUCUAUUGGGACAACAUUGAAGGAGGAAUACAAGAAAAAGAUUGCGGUGCGGUACUCGGUGAAAUUGCCGAGAAGACCAUGGCAAGUCAUCUACUAAUGUACAUGAAAUUCAUAGGGGUGGCAUCAUAUGGUUUUUACCGGACGAAUCAGACUUUAGAUUUGGUAUUGAUGGAUUUUACGUCAGAUUUGGUAUCUAUGAUCACCAUUGCUUCUAUGGUACUACUCUAUCGAGUCGAGAUGUCAAAAUUUAGUAGCGUGGCUCUUGGCAUGUGUGGGAAGGAAAAGGAUGCAGAGCAUGAACUGACCUCUGACCCCGGUUUCGUUGCAUUCUUUUCCAAACUCCCAAAGAAAUCUCCUGAAACUGGAACGAUCCGUCUAUUUGAUCGCACAGACUACUACUCUGUCCACGGGCAGGAUGCUCACUAUGUCGCAACACACGUCUUUCGUACCAACUCCGUCCUCAAGUGUCUAGGUGCUGGAGGCAAGGCUGGUGGUCUUCCGAGUGUCACGCUCACUGCGGCCAGCCAUACCCUGGCUCGCCCAUUUUUGCGAGAUACCCUUACAUCUAAACAGCUAUGCGUAGAAAUAUUGGUGCCCGCACCUGGGCAGGGAAGGAAAGCUUCCAAAUUCAUUUUGGAAACAUCGGAGGCAUCACCUGGAAAUCUCCAAGCUGUUGAAGACCUUCUCUUUGUCAGCUCCGAUGUUACAUCGGCACCUAUCGUUUUAGCUGUCAAAGUAUCAUCAUCUUCAGUCACGAACAAAGCCAAGACCAAGUCAAUCGGCAUUGUCUUCGCGGAUACCAGUGUGAGGGAGUUCGGAGUUGCUGACUGCAUUGACAACGAUCUUUUCUCGAACCUUGAGACCGUCAUCGCUAUCUCCUCACACUGGUUGAAUAGUCUCUUGUUCAUACGACUUUCAGUCAAAGAAGCCAUUAUUCCCACUGGAACAACAGACCGCGACCUCGACUUGAGCAAGCUAAAAGCCGUGUUCGAGAGGUGUGUUGUGGUUGUGACUGAACGUAAACCAACUGAGCUCUCCCUUCCUUCAGCCCUGUCUGCACCUUCUGCCUCGAUCAGCUAUCUUUCUCUCCUUUCUGAUCCUUCCAAUCACGGGGCAUACAAGUUACGGACACACGAUCUAGCACGAUGUAUGCGCUUGGAUGCUAGUGCAUUGCGUGCACUGAAUCUGAUUGACGCCCCUGGGAGUGCUGGAAGUAUCAAUAAACAUGCAACCCUCCUUGGCUUCUCGGGACAUGGCUUAAGCAACCCUUGCCUUGCAAGUAAACGGCAAGACCUUGUGGAGACAUUUGUGGAUGAUGGAUCUUCUCGGAGAAAACUGCAGGAUGACUACUUGAAGCUAAUGCCUGACCUCCACCGACUAAGCAAACGAUUCAAGAAAUCUAUCGCAUCUCUUGAGGAUGUUGUGAGCGUAUAUCAAGUGAUCCUCAAGCUGCCUGGUUUUCUCGAGACUCUCGAAGGUGUCCAGUACAAACACAAGGAGCACAAGGAGCUUAUCGAUGAAAUUUAUAUCAAGCCUUUCCAGGCUGUCAACGAGAAUCUCGUCAAAUAUGGUGAAAUGGUAGAGUCAACGCUAGAUCUUGAAGAACUCGAAAAUCAUAAUUACGUGAUCAAGCCUGACUAUGACGAGCGUCUAUCUGGGAUGGUCUUGAUGCUGAACAUCGUGCGACCGGCAAGAUACUGCUUCAGGUUGAUGAAGAAUGAUGCGAAAGCCAUCAUGCGGAACAACAAAUAUAUUGAACUCGGGACUGUCAAGAGCGGAGUCUACUUUACAACCAAGAAGCUAAAAGCACUUUCCAUGGACCAUCAAGAGGCUACGCAUGAAUAUCAGCAAAUGCAGAGCGGGUUAGUGAAGGAAGUUGUGAGCAUUACGUUAUCAUCAGGUUCUAGCGGCUUAAUAUUACGCGACGCGCAGCAUCCUUGCCUCGAAGUUCAGGACGAUAUCAUAAGCUUCAUUCUAAAUGAUGUGGAAAUGGUGAAGGGCAGUGACAGUCAGUUGAAGGGUGUCUCGACUAUCAUGGCCGAGAUGCUUGAGACUGCUUUGAUCCUCCGAUCUGCUACUCAAGAUUCUCUCAUUAUCAUCGAUGAGCUCGGCCGCGGAACUUCAAUGUAUGACGGAUUCGGCCUGGCAUGGCAUAUUGCACCCCACAUCCGCACUUUCUGCUUGUUUGCUACUCACUUUCACGAGUUGACUGCCCUCGACCAGGAGCUUCCUCACGUGAAAAACCUCCACGUUGUGGCUCAUGUGAACCAAGAAGAUGCAUCUGCGCUGCGUGUUUCGGACCAAAGCUUCAGUAUCCACAUUGCGCAACUGGCCAACUUCACCGAAAAUGUGGUCAAACUCACAAAAUGGAAAGCUGAUGAACUAGAAGAUUUCACGACUGGUAAUUGUCACAAAAAACGUCAGGAAUCUGUCGCGCUGAUGUUUGCUGAACAAAGUCAUCGAUCACUCACGAGUUGGCAUGUGAUAAUGCCUGAGGAGGUAGUAGAGAUAUGUUGUUUUUGGGGAGAUGCCUGGACUUGGGAGGAGGAGGUGAAGGGGUAUUCAAGUUUUGUUGGAGUUGUCCCUGAUAAUAUGUUGGAGAAGCUCACCUGGAGGCUCUUGUUAAAGUCUGCCCAUGAUAAUGAUGACAAGGAAUAUGAGCCUGAUUGCCAGUCAGUUGUCAGUCAGAUCUCCAGGCUCAUCAAAAGCAUGUCAAAUGAGGGCGGGCCCGGGAGGAGAUGGAUUGAAGAUGGAGUCAUCUGGUCAUUUAUAAUAUAA